Molecule: messenger RNA, 776 nt
Organism: Theileria equi strain WA
Lineage: Eukaryota; Apicomplexa; Aconoidasida; Piroplasmida; Theileriidae
Exons: 3
Coding region: 150-776 (208 amino acids)
Source: RefSeq, a predicted model, not a curated record
AGUGUAUAUCUUCUGUGAACCGUCUGGCAAAAAACUACAUGUGUAUAAUUUGAGCGUGUCACUUUGCUAGAUGUGUGUAUAUUAAUCUCAAAAUUACAACAUCUGGGCAUAGUAUACUAGAGAACGCCGCAACUGGGCUAUCACUGUAAAUGACGAAGAAUGGAACCCAGAUACUCUCCGACAAUGGAGCGAAUGAGACUCAAGAAACUUUGAUGGACUCUGACCAAAAUGAUGAUCCUACACAGACACCAAAGCAAAGGUCCGAGGCGCAAAGCGAUAAUCUGGUGACCUCAGCACCUAACGAAGACGAGGAAGAGGAAAAGAUUGAGGUUGGUCACUACAGCGCCAACAGGAAAUUCAAGGAUAGACUUGUGGCUCGUCUGCUCUGCAGGUGGUGGUAUGUAUUCCCAGAUUGGCCUCCUUCAGACUUUGAUUACAAUGGAGAAUUGAGCAAGAGGAAGCUGAAGCUGUUCAAGAUUGAAGAAUUUGAGAAUCAGGAAAACGUUGAUUCCAAUGGCUACGGAAAGGUCUACGAACUAUCAGCCUUCCCGGGGGUAUUUAGGGACUAUACUGGUCAAGCACAUGAUUUAAGACCACUAGAAGGAAAGCCAUGCUAUAACAAUUUUGUAAAGUACAGCGAGGCCAAACUGCUGGAACUUGUAGAAACUGCCAUAAACAAUCAACUAAAGAUUCUUGAAAACUCAACAUUUGAUGAAGCAGUUACAAUUCGAUUGUUGAAGGAGGUAUGCUUGCUACAAAUUACCCAUGCACUGUAA